Molecule: messenger RNA, 2758 nt
Organism: Capra hircus (goat)
Lineage: Eukaryota; Metazoa; Chordata; Mammalia; Artiodactyla; Bovidae
Gene: KANSL2
Product: KAT8 regulatory NSL complex subunit 2
Exons: 10
Coding region: 613-2163 (516 amino acids)
Cellular component (GO): NSL complex
Source: RefSeq, a predicted model, not a curated record
AGGGAUGGAAUCCGGGUAUCCUACACUUAAUGUGGAUUCUCUACCGUCUGAGCCACUGGGGAAACUCAGAAUAAAGGCUGGGUUCAAAUUCACCUCGCCCUAUUUACUAGAUAUGGGCCCGUUCUAUUCGUAGUUUCUAACUUCUUAGGGUUCUGAAAAUUAAAAGUUUAUACGUGUAAUUUCCCAGGCUCAGUAAAUACUUGAAAAAAAUGUUUCCACAAAUGAAGUGUUCACGAAAGAAAACUGAAGCCUUUUCCUGUAUAGACAAUGAGAGUCAAAUGUACAGUGAUUCUUUGGCCUCUACAUGUCGAUUUUGUUGUACCGACUAUGUAGGGGUGGUGAAAUAGCUGCGGCCUCAGAUCACACACAGAGCGCCCCAAAUCCGCCUGGACAUCAGCCACGGUCGGAAAUGUAAAGAGCUGUCCCCGCCGACCCACAACCCACGCUCCCUCCGCCUCACUCUCUCCCGAGCUGAGUUGCUGACAGACACCUCAUCUAGCCACCCAGCCUCGCCUUUUCCCAGCGCCCCGCCCCCUGAACUCGAUAGAUAGCCAAUGGUGACACAGAGUCGUAGGCUCAGUAUCCAAUCAGUGGCUGGGAGCCCGGAAAGGCAUGGUUAGAAGUGGCUGGCGCUGCCAGAAAGCGAGUGGCGCGGCGCAGCGGCAGAGCUCUGCAGGUUUUGGUAUGAACAGGAUUCGGAUUCACGUCUUGCCGACCAAUCGGGGGAGGAUCACCCCAGUGCCCAGAUCUCAGGAGCCCCUGUCUUGUUCGUUUACUCAUCGUCCAUGUUCGCAACCUCGUCUGGAGGGGCAGGAAUUUUGCAUUAAGCAUAUCCUUGAAGACAAGAAUGCGCCUUUCAAGCAGUGUAGUUACAUAUCGACGAAGAACGGAAAAAGAUGUCCCAGUGCUGCCCCAAAGCCUGAGAAGAAAGAUGGGGUAUCCUUCUGUGCUGAACAUGCUCGGAGGAAUGCCCUGGCACUUCAUGCGCAAAUGAAAAAGACUAAUCCAGGGCCUGUGGGUGAAACACUCUUGUGCCAGCUGAGCUCCUACGCUAAGACAGAGCUGGGGUCUCAGACUCCAGAAAGUAGCCGCAGUGAAGCCAGCCGAAUUCUGGAUGAAGACAGCUGGAGUGAUGGGGAGCAGGAACCCAUUACUGUGGAUCAGACAUGGAGAGGUGACCCUGACAGUGAAGCUGAUAGCAUAGACAGUGAUCAAGAAGAUCCCCUAAAACAUGCUGGUGUCUAUACAGCAGAAGAAGUGGCCCUGAUUAUGCGUGAGAAGCUUAUUCGUUUGCAAUCUUUGUACAUUGAUCAGUUUAAACGACUUCAGCAUCUGCUCAAAGAGAAGAAGCGACGUUACUUACACAAUCGCAAAGUGGAACAUGAAGCUCUAGGUAGUAGUCUCCUGACUGGCCCAGAGGGACUUUUGGCCAAAGAACGAGAAAACUUAAAGCGUCUAAAAUGUCUUCGUCGGUAUCGUCAGCGCUAUGGAGUGGAAGCCUUACUACACAGACAGCUGAAGGAGCGCAGAAUGCUGGCCACAGAUGGUGCUGCCCAACAGGCCCAUACCACUCGUUCCAGUCAGAGAUGCUUGGCCUUUGUGGAUGAUGUUCGUUGUUCCAAUCAGUCUCUUCCAAUGACCAGACACUGCCUUACCCAUAUUUGUCAGGACACGAAUCAGGUUCUCUUCAAAUGCUGCCAGGGGUCUGAAGAGGUACCCUGCAACAAACCAGUUCCUGUAAGCCUUUCUGAGGAUCCUUGCUGCCCACUGCAUUUCCAGUUGCCUCCUCAGAUGUAUAAGCCCGAGCAGGUACUGUCUGUGCCAGACGAUCUGGAAGCCGGCCCCAUGGAUCUGUACUUGAGUGCUGCCGAGCUUCAGCCCACUGAGAGUUUACCUCUGGAGUUCAGUGAUGAUUUGGAUGUUGUGGGUGACAGUAUGCAGUGCCCUCCUUCACCCUUGCUUUUUGAUCCUUCGCUAACCCUUGAAGAUCAUCCAGUCAAAGAAAUUGCCGAAGGCCCAGUGGAUAUUUUGGGCCAGAUGCAGAUGGCUGGAGAUGGGUGCAGAUCACAGGGACCUCGAAAUUCUGAGAAAGCCCCCGCACCAUUGUCUCAGAGUGGAAUAGCUACUGCAAAUGGGAAGCCGGAACCCACUUCUGUUAGUUGAUAGCUUGUUCUGGGAACCAGUUGACUUCGGAGGAUUUGUAUUUCCCAUUCUUUAAACAAGUAUUUCUGACCCGUCUCUCACUAUAAAGGACAGUCCAGACUACCUUGUUUUUCUUUUGGGUUAUCGAGUGUUCUAGUCAGAGGUUGGGGGCAGGGACCAAUAGUGUCUACAAGCUGUGGAUGUCUUCCCACUCCAUGCAAGGGGGAGAGGUAGGUGAUUCCCAUCAGAGCUGCUGGGAUGGAGAGUCCUGGAGACUGUGCCUAAGGGAAGAGAGGUUUUUGUAAUGCUGUUUCCCAAGUCUUGGGAUGUUGAGGGACCCAGUGGUUGGUUAUCUCUGUCUAGCAGCCUGUAUUUUAGCCUUUCCUCACCUCUCAUCCUUGGGUACUCUGAAGCUCCUCUCCUCAAUGAACUCUGACCCAUAGUCUUUGAGAAAAUAGCCCACAGAACUGGGCCUUCCUAAACCAUCCAUCUUGCUUCUAACCUGUGUAACUUUCUGUAGUGGCUAUCUUAUGUAAGAUACGAUAAAAAAUUAUUGUACAUAGUUUCUAUUAAAUGUUAAAGUGUUAUGAAAAUAUAAAACAAGGAGUUGAAUGCA